Cavia porcellus (domestic guinea pig) is the source of this 1901-nucleotide messenger RNA. Its product is annotated as short-chain dehydrogenase/reductase family 16C member 6-like. The transcript has 8 exons. Gene Ontology annotation, molecular function: oxidoreductase activity, acting on the CH-OH group of donors, NAD or NADP as acceptor. The record is from RefSeq and is a predicted model, not a curated record. NCBI's taxonomy places the organism in Eukaryota, Metazoa, Chordata, Mammalia, Rodentia, Caviidae. Gene Ontology annotation, cellular component: lipid droplet. The coding region runs from base 144 to 1091 and encodes 315 amino acids.
GGACAACGCGGUGCUACGGUGAGAAGCUCUGUACAGCUUGCAGAGGAGUGCACAUUCUGUAACUUCAUCUCAUUCCUGAUUGGAAAUUUGAAAUCUGCACUAACUUUUAGUGACCUUUGAGGACAUUGCUUUUGUCAACCGACAUGAAUAUCAUACUGGACACGAUCAUAUUUCUGGGAAAAUUUCUGUAUUACGCUCUGGAAUCCUUAAUUGUCAGCCUAAUUCCAAAGAGUAAAAAGGAUGUCGCUGGAGAGAUUGUACUUAUAACAGGAGCUGGAAGCGGACUUGGGAGGCUGCUGGCCAUGCACUUUGCCAGUCUUGGGGCCACUGUAAUUCUCUGGGACAUUAAUCAAGAAGCCAACAUGGAGACAUGUAGACUGGCCAAGAAAAAGGGCGGUGUGAAAGUCUUUGCCUACAAGUGUGACUGUAGCAGCAGGCAAGAGGUCUACAAAGUCGCUGAUCAGGUUAGAGAAGACGUUGGAGAUGUGACCAUCCUCAUUAACAAUGCUGGCAUUGUGGUAGGGAAGCUCUUCCUGGACACUCCGGACCACAUGAUGGAAAGAUCACUCUCUGUCAACGCCAUCUCUCAUUUCUGGACUUAUAAAGCCUUCCUUCCUGCCAUGGUUAAAGCUAACCAUGGUCACUUGGUCUGUAUUUCAAGUGCGGCAGGACUGUUUGGUAUUCGUGGACUAUCAGAUUAUUGUGCAAGUAAAUUUGCAGCCUUUGGUUUUGCGGAGUCUCUCUUCUAUGAAUUAGGCAAGAUAAAGGGAAAUAAGAUUAAAACCACCAUCAUCUGCCCUUUUUUUUUCAAUACUGGAAUGUUUGAGGGCUGUACAACCAAGCAUCCAUUUCUGUUACCUAUCAUGGAGCAGGAGCACGUGGCCCAAAAAAUUCUCAAUGCUAUUUUGGAGGAAAAAGUUUACCUCAUGCUCCCCAGAUUCAUAUAUUUUGCAAUGAUCCUUAAACAAAUAUUAUCUCCAAAAGUGAUGAAUGUCCUUGAUGAGUACCUUGGAGCGAACGAGACCAUGACUUCUUUCAAAGGGAGAGUGAAAGCAGAUGAAACUCAGUCUGAAACUGAGAGGAAACACUAAUAGUUGAAGCUCCAAAGAUGGUAAUCACAUAAAAAGUGUUAAAGGAUGGAUUAUGUGGAAGUCCUUCUAACACUUAAAUCAUUUCAGUCAACCAAGAAUUACUGAAGUUUUCAAGUGUUACACUUAUUCCUGGGAGAGAGUUCACACAUUGAUAUUUUUUUGAAGAAUUAUAUUUAUCUAUCCAGUUUUCCUAUGAGUUUUCAACCUGAUAAGUAUGUUCGAUUAACUCUGAAUAUAUAUUUAUAAAAACACAUUAUUGUAAAUUGGCCCUAGUUUAACUUUAAAAUAGCUAUGUCAGAUAGUUUCAGGAAAGAAGCGACUAUUAGUAAUGAUCUUCUGAAUCAAUGUUUUACGCUGAUAGUUUUUCAGCAUGAGAUUUAAAGUUACAUGUUAAUGUUGUAUUUAAGAAAAAUAAUGUCAGGCCAGGGAUUUAGUUCAGUGGUGUGAGUGCCUUCAUGGCGAGCAUGAGAUGAGAUCGUAAGUUUGAUCCCCAGUACAAAAAAAAAAAAAAAAAAAAAAAAAAACCAAUAAUAAUAAUAAUCAUAAUGUCAAAGUGAAGAUUCAUUUGUAUUGCCUACUAAUCCCAACUAUGGUUAGAUGACCAUAUGAAUUGCCUUGGUGGAUUUGAACCUGCUAAUUAGACAAAAUAAAUCUGUAACUUAACAAUUUUCUCUGCAUCCCAAAUUGUUGAAAAUCCACAGCUCUUUUGUUUUGUAGAGGGGGAGGGGGAAAGGGGUGAAAUGCACAUUAGGCUUCUUGCACUGCUAGUUUGUGAACCAAAGUUAUCUUCAAAUAAAAUCAGUAAAAUGA